Molecule: messenger RNA, 1005 nt
Organism: Microtus oregoni (creeping vole)
Lineage: Eukaryota; Metazoa; Chordata; Mammalia; Rodentia; Cricetidae
Gene: Hes7
Product: hes family bHLH transcription factor 7
Exons: 5
Coding region: 1-1005 (334 amino acids)
Biological process (GO): regulation of transcription by RNA polymerase II; regulation of neurogenesis; anterior/posterior pattern specification
Cellular component (GO): nucleus
Molecular function (GO): protein dimerization activity; DNA-binding transcription factor activity, RNA polymerase II-specific; RNA polymerase II cis-regulatory region sequence-specific DNA binding
Source: RefSeq, a predicted model, not a curated record
AUGAGACACACCAGGCUGAAAGAGACAGGAGAGGAAGGCUUAAACCGGAAUUCAGACUGUGAGAACCUGAAAAGGCCGGGAGGAGGGGCGCGGAGGGCAGCGGCGCGCUCAGGAGGGGAGCGGAAAGGGAGCGCGGGGCGUCAGGGCCCCCGGGUUGCUCACAAGCGGCUUCGGCAGGUGGCCGUGCAGGGUCCCGCCCUCCCCGGGCGCGGCGCGUGCGGGAUCAAAGCUGCCGGCCAGGGGCGGGCCCGGGAGCUGCGGGGAACCGGGGGUGAGAGCGUGGGAGCGCAGGGUCCCCGCUGGCACUUCGUCCUGAAGUCUCUAAGUGUUGACACAUUCUUCCGUCGAGGGUCAUGCUCUUGGUUUGAGAUGCUGAAGCCGUUGGUGGAGAAGCGGCGCCGGGACCGCAUCAACCGCAGCCUGGAAGAGCUGCGGCUUCUACUGUUGGAGAGGACCAGGGACCAGAACCUCCGGAACCCGAAGCUGGAGAAAGCGGAGAUUCUGGAGUUCGCCGUGGGCUACUUGAGGGAGCGAAGCCGGGUGGAGCCCCCGGGGGCUCCCCGGUCCCCAGGCCAGGACGCCGAGGCGCUCGCCAGCUGCUACUUGUCCGGUUUCCGCGAGUGCCUGCUUCGCUUGGCGGCCUUUGCGCACGACGCCAGCCCGGCCGCCCGCUCCCAGCUUUUCUCCGCGCUGCACGGCUACCGGCGUCCCAAACCGCCCAGGCCAGAGGCCGUAGAUCCAGGGCUCCCAGCGCCGCGCCCACCGCUGGACCCUGCUGCACCCAUCCUUGGCCCCGCGCUGCACCAGCGCCCCCAAGUGCACCAGGGCGCCCCUAGUCCCCGCUGCGCUUGGUCCCCAUCCCACUGCUCCCCUCGCGCCCGGGAUUCCGGCGCGCCGGCGCCCCUCACCGGACUGCUGCCGCCGCCUCCGCCGCCUUACAGACAAGACGGGGCGCCCAAGGCCCCGCCACUCCCACCGCCCGCCUUUUGGAGACCUUGGCCCUGA